Molecule: messenger RNA, 677 nt
Organism: Debaryomyces tyrocola
Lineage: Eukaryota; Fungi; Ascomycota; Pichiomycetes; Serinales; Debaryomycetaceae
Source: the annotation of a GenBank genome assembly
AUGUUUAACGUCAGUGCUACUGUAAAUGUAUCUCGUUUGAUGUAUAAUCCCAGACUUUGUUUACCCCAUCUUACAGUCAAAUCUUUUGAUAAAUUAACAAUUCCAUUCGAAAUUCCUGGGCAUGAUGGUGUGCAGAUUAAAGGUGUUGUUAUAGACAAAGACAAUUGUUUUGCAAAAGACCACGAUGAUAAGGUCUGGCCGGCAUAUUCCGUAUGUUACAACUUUUUUUUCAAUCGUAAUUAGUGCUGAAUUCUAACUAAAUAUAGGAAACGUGGAAACGGCUAACAGAAGCGUAUCCUGCAGAGCAUUUGCUUAUUGUGAGUAACUCUGCGGGCACUAAUGAUGAUAUCAAUUACACGCAAGCUUCCAAAUUAGAAAGGGAUACUGGAGUUACAGUGUUGAGACAUCCUACGAAAAAACCUGGGUGUCAUGAAGAAAUACGAGACUACUUUAAGAAGCUAGGCAUAACUGAAGCUAGUGAAAUUGUAGUCAUCGGAGACAGGUUAUUUACUGAUAUGCUCAUGGCCAAUAUGAUGGGCUCUUGGGGGAUUUGGCUCAGUGAAGGUGUUGAAUUGUCACAGAAGAUUUUUCCAAAAUUCGAGAGAAAUUUAUAUAAUAGGUUAGUUACGCUGAAAAAACAACCAAAUCAGCCACCCACUCCAUCUCUGAAACAAUAA